AUGGACGUCAUGAAGAACAAGAGCGUCAACACGGACGCGCUACAGGCGGCCGUCGACGCGCGCGCACGGCAGCGAACAGACGAUGCAGACGCGAACAAGGGACCAGACAGCCGCGAAGACGGAGGAGAAGGAGAGGACGAGCACGAGCCGUCCGAGCGACCGACGACGCUCUCGAGCUGUGUGGAUUACACUGACAUUCAAGACCACGAGCUCUACUACGUGGGCACAGCAGGCGUGAAGGUCACGGAGCUGGACGCUGUCGAGAUGCUGCAGACGCUGAGGAAGUUGCACGUGCGGUCCAAUCUGCUGCGCUCAAUGGCGAGCGUGGCGUCGCUGGUGCAGCUGGAGCACUUGGAGCUCUACGACAAUCAGAUUCAGGUCAUUGACGGCGUGCAGGCGCUUGUGAACUUGAAGGUGCUGGAUCUGUCGUUCAACGAGAUCCGCUCGAUUCCAGACUUGGGGCACUUGCAGCAACUGGAAGAGCUCUAUGUAGCCAACAACAAGUUGACAAGGAUCUCGGGCCUAGCGCGUCUUGGCAAGUUGAAGAAACUGGAUCUUGGCGCUAAUCGACUGCGAGCGAUUGAAGGGCUGGAUGGACUUGCCAACCUGGAGGAGUUGUGGCUCGGUAAGAACAAGAUCACGACGAUCAAGGGACUGGAGAAGCUGGCGAAGUUGCGGAUCACGAGUGUGCAGAGCAACCGCGUGGUAGCAAUCACGGGAUUUGAAAACAAUGCAGAUCUGGAGGAGUUGUAUCUGAGCCACAAUGGUCUUGAGAAGAUUGAAAACGUCGAGCACUUGACUAAGUUGACGACAAUGGAUCUCGCUGGAAACCGCAUCACCAGCAUUCCGACGAAUCUGGCGCCGCUCUCGCAGCUAGAAGAUCUAUGGCUGAACGACAAUCAGAUUGCGCAGUAUGCGGAUGUGGAGAACCUGGCCCCGCUGGCAGCGCUGCGUACGCUGUACCUCGAACGUAACCCGCUCGCUCAAGACUUUGAGUACCGAAAGAAGCUAGAAGAGCUGUUGCCGCAGCUCAAUCAGAUUGACGCUACACCAACGACGAGCGCGAGACAAGGACGCAUGUGA
Messenger RNA from Hyaloperonospora brassicae, 1083 nucleotides. Lineage: Eukaryota; Oomycota; Peronosporomycetes; Peronosporales; Peronosporaceae. The record is from the annotation of a GenBank genome assembly.